GCUGAUGGCAAUAAUGGAACAGUUAACUGGACGACUAAGCAAGCCCACAGUUAUAUUAUCAGCAGAAUAAAGGCUGUUGAGAAGAAUGGUGAAAUAAGUAAUGAUCCUAUAACAUUUAAUACCAACUUAAUGGGUUACCCUGACAGACCUGGAUGGCUACGCUAUAUACAAAGGACACCAUACAGUGAUGGAGUGCUGUAUGGCUCACCAACUGUAGAAAAUGUGGGCAAACCAACCAUCAUUGAGAUCACUGCAUAUAACAGGCGUACCUUUGAGACAGCAAGGCAUAAUUUGAUCAUUAAUAUAAUGUCAGCAGAAGAUUUUCCUUUACCAUAUCAAGCGGAGUUCUUCAUAAGGAACAUGAACGUAGAAGAAAUGUUAGCAAGUGAAGUUCUUGGUGACUUUCUCGGGGCAGUGAAAAAUGUGUGGCAGCCAGAACGCUUGAACGCUAUAAACAUUACUUCAGCCCUCGACAGGGGAGGGAGAGUUCCACUUCCUAUUAAUGACAUGAAAGAGGGUGUGUAUGUUAUGGUUGGGGCAGAUGUUCCAUUCUCUUCGUGCUUACGAGAAGUGGAAAACCCACAAAAUCAGCUGAGGUGCAGUCAAGAAAUGGAGCCUGUAAUAACCUGUGAUAAAAAAUUUCGUACUCAAUUCCAUAUUGACUGGUGUAAAAUCUCUCUGGUUGACAAUACAAAACAAGUUUCCACCUUUCAGGAAGUGAUUCGUGGAGAGGGGAUAUUACCUGAUGGUGGAGAAUACAAGCCACCUUCUGAUACACUGAAAAGCAGAGACUAUUUCUCGGAUUUCCUAGUUACACUGGCAGUGCCCUCGGCAAUAGCACUGGUGCUUUUUCUAAUACUUGCCUAUAUCAUGUGCUGCCGACGGGAAGGAGUGGAAAAGAGAAACAUGCAAACACCAGACAUCCAGUUGGUCCACCACAGUGCUAUACAGAAAUCAACCAAAGAGCUUCGUGACAUGUCUAAAAAUAGAGAGAUAGCAUGGCCUCUUUCAACGCUUCCCGUGUUUCACCCAGUUACUGGUGAGAUCGUACCGCCCCUUCACACAGACAGCUACGAUAAUACCAGUAUGCCACUGAUGCAAACACAGCAGAACCUGCCACAUCAGACUCAGAUUCCGCAGCAGCAGAGUGCAGAAGCUGUAUGUUCACCAGGACAUUGCAUUGUAAGCAGAAAGCUGCGUCUGCUUUAAAAUUGCUAAAUGCUGGCUACGUUUCUUUAGCUGAGGUUUCUGAGGUCUCUGCUAAGAGAAAUUCUGAGUAAUUUAGGAAUUUAAGACUGAGGCUAAAAAGAAACUGUAAAAUAAGGUUGUUAGAGUUUGUAAAAAGACCAAAGUAGUCACUGGCUUUUUUUUUUUUCUUCUUUUUACAGUUAUGACCCUGUUCCUUCAAAACACAAAACCGUAUUUUAGGUUCAUUUUUAAGCAAACAAUGAUGUGUUUAUAGGCUUGGACCCGAGUGCAACACCUCGGCAGAUAGUUAAAACCAGUCCUGAGCUGCUUUUUAGACAGAUUUUGUGCAACAAGUAUGACAACUAUUGCAGCAAAGUAUCUAAUCGGUGCUCAGUAUGUUGUACAUCCUUGUAUAUUGUCAAGCCUCAAACAUCAGAGUUUGCAAGGCUGCCCUAAAUGCUAGGCACAACCCACAGCACAUGUUAACAAAUGCAUCUAGCCACAGGAAUAGUGCCGGUGGUUAUUAUACUACGAGAGGUAGCUCAAGCUACAGUCAUGUAAGGUGGAAAACUAAGUCAGUUUCUGAAACAGCUGGAAUGAAGAGCCAUUCCUACUCACUUUCAAAGUGGCACGCAUCAUGCCUACCUGCCUGCCUCAUCCCAAAGGUACCAGGGAAGAGAUUUCAUCAGUCAAUCAAUCAGCCUCCUAAGAGAUCCCUCCUUUUUUCCAGCAGCUUGGAUGGUUAGCGGUGAAAAGUGAAUUAGAAAACCGCACACUGAGAUUUAUAGUAAAUUAAAAAUUUAUGUCUUUUAUCCAAGCUGUGAAAAAUCCGAGUAGUACAAUCAGCAUUUGAUUUCUCUUAGUUUCUAGUACUAUUUUCAAAUGUAUGAGCUGUCAGUGCUUUGAAACAGAAAUGAAUGGAAUGGAUUUUAAAUAAUGAUUUUUAAUGCAACGUAACACUAAACUUCUUUGUAAAUAGUAUUGGUUUGGGAUCAUAACAGUUCCUGAUAACUCGAGGAUGACAUGACAAUCAAUGAACUGCCAGCUGAGCUGCUCCCAUCUUAUUUGUAUUAACGCGUAACAGUGCCAAUACAUUUAAGGAAAUUUCUUCAACUGUUAUGUACGUGCAUAAAGAAUCGGUUUGUACCAGCGGGUGCUCCACCUAUUCUGAAAAGAAUCUAAUGCUCUAGGUGACUUGGGUAUUACUAAGCACACCUGAACUAUUUUAUGAUUGAAAGCUUCAUUUAUUUGAGGUAAGUUUAAUAACAAAUUAUUUAUUUUUACUUACUAAAACCACUACUGUGGAAGCAUAGAUUUAUAAAGCUGGCUAAAGACUUAAUGGCUAAAGAAUUAGUAAUAGUUAAAAGUGCUGAUAGUUAAAACAGUAAAUUCACAACCUUUUUAAUGAUGUACAAUGACGGUAUGAACUGGUAUUGUAUUGAUUAAGUGACAGUUGCAACCAAAUUAAAUAGCAAGCACUACAGAUGUCUUUGUAAAUAUAUGAAAUGUGAAAUCUAAUAAAUAGGAAAGCACUAAGUAGUGAUGUUGCUGCCUGGUUAUUUUACAUAAUGAAGCCUGCACAGCUUCUUGUUACAGCUGUUAAGGUUACAGACAGCGAUACCGGAUAGUAAGUGUCCAAGAAUCGAAGUGGAGCCGACGGUGCAGGGUUUGUGUUUAACUGGGGGAGAUGCCUAAAUAGGUGGUGUAACUGGAAAGGGCGAGUACUUGCACCGCUUAGUUUGGGCGCCCACCUUAGGUAUUAUCUCCCCGAUUACACAAGGAGCUUUGGGGAUAGCAACUACCACUCUGAAUCCUUUGCUUAAGGAGCCCCUUCUUCUAUUUAGGGUGGGACUUAAGUAGCUUAAUUAAACGCUAAAUUCCUUAACCCAAACAAAUCUUAAGGAUGCUUUCAUGCAGAGCUCUGCCGUGGAGUUUCCAGCGUGUAACCCAGGGGGGAAAAAGUAUUCGACACCUCCACUGCGGAGUUCUGCUGAAGUCCCCCGAGCUCCAGGGGUGGCUUUGGCUACCGGAGCUGUAAUUUCAUCAGACCUGGGACAGUGCGAUUUACUGCGGAAGAACCUUUCUUCCUGCAUUGCAUCUGAAAUAAUUUGUGAUACAAGUGAGUAUCUGCCCUGCACUUGAAGCGCAGUAUCCAGAAUAUCACCUUGCAGAAACUGCGAUACUAACCCAUAAUUUAAGGUAGGCAUAACAGUGAACGGUAGCCCAGCUAGAGUCAAGCAAUAAAAAGUUUUUACUUAAUUGAUGCUGCUCCCAUUACAAAAAUAAGCAUCCACGGCACAUUUAUUUAAUGUUUAAAUUACUUCAUAUUUUUACAUAACCUGAAAAGAAAAUAUAUUUAUCCCACAUACAGUAAUAGUAAACAAGUGCAUUAUUUCAAGCAUUAAAAAUAAAUCUUUUAACCAAGUCUGUACAACAGAUAAAUAAAAUGGUAUCUACAAUACUUAAGUUGUGAAGAACAAAACAAAAAUUAUCCCUCAAACUCACAGCUCCCCAUUGCUCCUAAUACUGGCAUAGAUGAAGGUUACGCUCCUAUCCCCCACGAGAGUGUUCACCUAUACCAUUUCUUUCAGCCACUCAAAUGUACCGAUCAAGGAGGUUAACUUUCCAAACACCGGAAGUAACGCACGCAAAGAACAAAUAAAUAGCUGAGUGUCUUUCCAAGAGCUUCGAAACAGCUGCCAGACUUACUAACUGCUGAAUUUGGGGGGAGUGAUUUAUUUUUUCUUUUAUGAUGAAUGACUGGUCACUCUUUAAAAGAAACUGUUCUCAGCCA
Messenger RNA from Aptenodytes forsteri (emperor penguin), 3982 nucleotides. It is a transcript of the gene SGCE, whose product is annotated as sarcoglycan epsilon. The transcript is spliced from 10 exons. Gene Ontology annotation, cellular component: sarcoglycan complex. The record is from RefSeq and is a predicted model, not a curated record. Lineage: Eukaryota; Metazoa; Chordata; Aves; Sphenisciformes; Spheniscidae. Bases 130 to 1209 code for a protein of 359 amino acids.